UCUCCAUUGACAGAGCCCCGAAAUAGAAGAGCUCCAAGGUGGAUGAAUGACUAUGUAUCUGGUGAUGGUCUUUCCGAUGAAGAGGAAGAGGUACAAACUCACUUAGUCUUGUUUUCUCAUGUCGUUCGUUCUGAUCCUACUUCAUUUGACGAAGCAAUAAAGGAGGAGAAAUGGAGGGCAGCCAUGGAUGCAGAAAUGAGAUCAAUUGAGAAGAAUGGAACGUGGGAUCUUAGAGAGCUGCCAAAAGGAGCGGAAAAAAUAGGAGUCAAAUGGGUAUACAAAACAAAGUUGAACGAGCUUGGAGAAGUAGAAAAAUACAAGGCUCGCUUGGUCGCCAAAGGGUAUGCUCAAGAAUACGGAGUUGAUUAUGAAGAAGUAUACGCUCCUGUAGCUCGUAUGGACACGGUUCAAAUGAUUUUGGCACUUACAACACAAAGAGGUUGGUGUGUGUUUCAGCUGGAUGUGAAGUCAGCCUUUCUUCAUGGGAAGUUAGCUGAGAAUGUAUAUGUGGAGCAGCCAAGGGGUUAUGAAAUAAAGAAUGAAGAGCAUAUGGUAUAUAAGCUCAACAAAGCUUUGUACGGACUCAAGCAGGCACCGCGAGCAUGGUUCAGCCGAAUUGAAUCAUACUUCAGGAAGGAAGGUUUUGAGAAGGAGGAUAGUGAGCAAACUUUGUUUACCAAAGUCAAAUAA
This is a messenger RNA of Vicia faba (fava bean), 690 nucleotides long. The record is from the annotation of a GenBank genome assembly. Lineage: Eukaryota; Viridiplantae; Streptophyta; Magnoliopsida; Fabales; Fabaceae.